UGCAUAUUUAACACGCACACAAUUCACAGUUGUAUUAUGUAUUUGCUUCGUGUCCUUUAUCCAAUAUCCAAUGUUUUUUAUUUAGGAAAAAAAGUGCAUAUUUAAUUCAUGUUAUGAAUUGAUUGUGAACAAAUGAGUUGUUAACAUUCUAAAAAUACCCGUUUAAAAACAAAUCCUGUAUAAGUACAGUAAUUUACGAAGGCUUGACAGAACGUCAAGAACUACAGUAGGCAGAAAAGAAAGCACUUUGUAAAAAUGUCUGGACCUUUUGUUUUCAAUGGUAAUAUAUAAAUUUGAUAGAAAAAGGAGAACCGAAGAAAAAAUGAAACACUAGAAGUGUAAAUUAUCAGCUGAACGAGACUUUAAUUAACCAAAAUGGACCCCUCAAUAUACAUGCAAUUCUCACCACCUAAUGGACUACCUCAGGAAUCCAAAUUGGCCACAUAUAUGAAUCAUUCGGCCACCCCUCCUGCGAGACCUUUGAAUCAAGCUAUGGGUCAACUCAGCUUGGAGUCAUCCCCACCUGCUAUGAGAAAGGUAUUCAUAGGUGAAUAUGUUCCCAUGAAUUACUUCACUUUACCACCACCACCAACUAAUGUAUUGCCAGAAUCACCAGAAAACUCACCACCUACUACUAUGGUGCCUGUGCCCAAUAUGCAAGUCCAUCAGAUUUAUUUAAGCAUCUUUGACAAACAGGAGAAUGUUGGCGGCACAACUUACUUCUAUCCAACAAAUGAUGGACUUAAUACUUCUGGAGGUCUGAAUUCCUCCGCCUCAUUGGCUAAUUCUGAAUCAUGCCGUGGAGGUAACCCUGGCCCAAGUGCAUCCACUUCGUAUGCAUCGCAAAUGUUCUGCACCACUCCAACUCAUAUGGUGCCAGGCCAGAUGCUGCCUAAGCCCGGUACAGAACCAAUCAUUGGAGCCAGUGGUGGUCCGAGCCCAUCUUCGGGUUACUCCUCUCAAAUGUUCUGCAGUACUCCAACUCAUCUUGGACCUAACUUGAUGGUUCCCAAGCCAGUUGGAGCUGAGGCUUGUCGUGGGGCUAGCGCGGUGCAAAGCGCCUCUACUUCCUAUGCCUCGCAAUUGUUCUGCAACACCCCUACCCACAUGGUACCGGGCCCAAUGAUUCCCAAGCCUGGUGGUGCAGAACAGAUGAUGGGUCCAGGAGUUGGCCCGAACCAAUCCUCGGGCUUCCCAUCCCAAAUGUACUGCAACACUCCGCCCCACAUGGUUCCAGGUCCUAUUGUCCCGGGUCCUAUUGGCUCCAAAUCUGGUCUUGCUGAAUCUUUCUACAUGCCAGAAACUAUCAAAGCCGAGACCUACCAGAGGAACAAAGAUAUAUUCCUGAUGCCGUACCAGUACAUAGAGUUACCGGAGAAUGUUGAGAUGUACUCUGACUUGGUACCUCUGGAGGGUGUGAGUCCUCAUUCGAUGACGUCAUCGUACCGCGCCACUCACCGACAGAGCGGCGAGCAUUUCGCUCUGCGUCGUCUCCACUCUUACUCCGCGAUACCGAACCCGAGACUCGAUCUGUGGAAGCAACUUGACCACCCCAAUGUGGUUAGACUCCAGGAAUGCUUCACUACACUGGCUUUCGGAGAUAAUUCUCUGGUGAUGGUGUAUGAUUAUCACCCUGGCUGCGAGACGCUAAUGAGCAAGUACAUUCGCAACAAUGGUGCGGGCAACUCUUCUGAUUCCAAUGGAACUUUGCAUGAUCCGUUCUCAUCUGAUCCGGAUGCUCCGCGUCCUUAUACUCACCAGAAAAACGCUAUGCUCCGUGCAUUGGCUUGCGGUGCGUUACUCCCGGAGGCGGUUCUGUGGAGUUUCCUCGUGCAGCUGACUGCUGCCUUGCGCGCUAUACACACCGCUGGACUGGCUUGCAGGACGCUGGAUCCAACUAAGGUGGUGAUGAGCGGAUGUAGAGUACGCAUAUCCUGGUGCGGAACUGCUGAUGUAAUGGAGUAUUCCAACGCCAUAGAUAUCGUCCAGGCCCAGCAAGAGGAUUUGAUUGCUUUAGGCCGACUGGCCCUUGCUCUUGCUUGCCGCUCCAUGCAUUGCGAUAAUCUCGCAGCCUCCAUGGAUCUGAUCUCCAGGACUUAUUCUGCUGAUCUGCAGAAUCUGAUAAUUUUCUUGCUGACGAAGUCUCCCGGCCGUCGCACCGUUACUGAUCUCAUGCCGAUGAUUGGCGCUAGGUUUUAUACUCAGGUGGAGGCUUUGGAACGUCGUGCUGAUGUUUUCGAGGAGCAGUUGGCUAAUGAGAUGGACAAUGGUCGUCUCUUGAGAAUCCUGAUCAAGCUUGGCGUUGUUAAUGAACGUCCUGAAUUGAACAUGGACCCGGAGUGGUCGGAGACUGGUGGUCGGUACAUGCUAAAGUUGUUCCGUGACUACGUGUUCCACUCGGUGACUGAGGACGGCAGGCCCUGGUUCGAUCAGGCCCAUCUGACGUACUGCCUCAACCAUCUCGAUAGUGGCAGCAACACUAAGGUGGUGCUGAUGUCUCGGGAUGAGCAGAGCGUGUUCGUGGUAUCGUACGCCGAGUUGAAGCACUGCCUCGAGCAAGCCGUCGAGGAUGUUCUGCAAUCGUCCUUCAUCUAAACACCGGCCUCAUUCUCAUCAGAUAUUAAUAAAUACAUGUGUAUUGUAUUUUAAUAGGUCGCUUACGGCCUACUUUUCGUGGUAGUCGAAUAGGCUAUCAAAUCCGUAUUGGAUAAACGCAGCACUGAGAUAUACGAUCUCAUUUUUAUGAAGCGGCAUCCCUAAGCGAAUCCGCUUUAUUUGACAUCAAAUUAGAAUUAGUUGGAUAUUUAUUAAAUGUGAGUGGUAUCGGAUACAUGUUUUUAAUCAAACGGCCACUUAAAGCUUCAAGUAUCCAAUUAGUUUUGUAUAGCGCCGAUACAGAACAGCCGCCUGAACAAAACGCCACAAACAUUCCAGAAUCACAGAUGUGAUUUCAAAAUUUUCGGCAAAAAUCAGCUCAAGAAAUACCUAAAUAUAUGACGAUUUGUCUAUUUGUGUGUUGGUAUUUUUUGAGCUGAGUUUUGUCUUCGACGGACCUCAGUCAGGUUCACAUACGAUGGCUCCUGUGUAAACUAAAGUAUGUUUGAAACGCAAAUUUUACAGCACAAAAACGAUU
Molecule: messenger RNA, 3133 nt
Organism: Papilio polytes (common Mormon)
Lineage: Eukaryota; Metazoa; Arthropoda; Insecta; Lepidoptera; Papilionidae
Gene: PAN3
Product: PAB-dependent poly(A)-specific ribonuclease subunit PAN3
Exons: 20
Coding region: 376-2595 (739 amino acids)
Biological process (GO): nuclear-transcribed mRNA poly(A) tail shortening; protein phosphorylation; mRNA processing
Cellular component (GO): PAN complex; P-body
Molecular function (GO): poly(A) binding; protein kinase activity; ATP binding
Source: RefSeq, a predicted model, not a curated record